GCAGCUGAAAGCGCCUUUUUGAAGUUUACCCUCGUUGAUACUGCUAGUCUGCUUUGGUUCAGCCGUUCAGGUGAGCGAGCUUUGAUACGUCCCCCAACAAAAAACCAAGAGGUCCAAGACUUUGAGAUUCCAAGAAAAUGCGAGAAAAUUAGAAAAUUUGAGAAAUAUAUUUUGUUCUUCCUCGUUUUUUUUUUUUUUUUUUUGGUGGGUAAGUAGUAAAAUCAGUGAAAGCCAAGCUGAGCUGUAGUUGCAGACCCACAAACGAAAAUGCAGAGAUUAUCUUCAAAAACCACGACUUUCUUCAAUAAGCACCCUCACUACCUCCUUUCCUCCAAAUCAAAUCAGCCCUUCAACCUCCUUCACGCAGCGUCACACUCCACGCACCAUGAAAUUCCCCAAUCCCAUCCCCCACACUAUCAAAUGGGUCUUCCCCAUACCCCUCCACAAUUCAAUCCAAACCGUAGAAAUCCCACCGAUCAGAGCAGCCACAAUCAUCUAUCAGACGAUGCAAGAACUGGGUUUGGGCUAGUUCGCCUUCAAAAUCACCCAGACGAUCAGACCCACAAACAGAGCCACGACGAGUUUGCUGCCGAUGUCGAAAAGGUAUAUAGAAUCUUAAAGAAAUUCCAUUCUAGGGUUACCAAAUUGGAGCUCGCUUUGCUAGAAUCCGGUGUUGUUAUGCGUUCAGGUUUAGCCGAACGCGUAUUGAAUCGCUGCGGCGAUGCCGGGAACUUGGGGUACCGGUUUUUUGUUUGGGCUUCGAAGCAGCCCGGUUAUAGGCAUAGCUACGAAGUAUACAAAGCUAUGAUAAAGAUUUUAGGGAAAAUGAGGCAAUUCGGUGCUGUUUGGGCACUGAUUGAGGAAAUGAGGAGGGAUAAUCCCCAGUUGAUGUCCCCAGAAGUGUUUGUUGUUCUGAUGAGGCGGUUUGCCUCAGCCAGGAUGGUUAAGAAAGCGAUUGAAGUAUUGGAUGAGAUGCCUAAGUAUGGUUGUGAGCCUGAUGAGUAUGUGUUUGGGUGUUUGUUGGACGCUUUGUGCAAGAAUGGUAGUGUUAAGGAAGCUGCAUUGUUGUUUGAGGAUAUGAGGGUUCGGUUUAGGCCGACGAUUAAGCAUUUUACGUCUUUGUUGUAUGGUUGGUGUAGAGAAGGGAAGCUUAUGGAGGCCAAGUUUGUGUUGGUGCAAAUGAGGGAGGCUGGAUUUGAGCCAGACAUUGUGGUUUAUAACAAUUUGCUUAGUGGGUAUGCUCAAGUGGGGAAGAUGAGUGAUGCUUCUGAUCUUUUGAAGGAGAUGAAGAGGAAGGGUUGUGAACCAAAUGCAACUUCCUAUACUAUUUUGAUUCAGGCGCUUUGUGGUCAGGAGAGAAUGGAGGAGGCAAUGCGGAUUCUUGUUGAGAGUCAGAGGGAUGGGUGGGAGGCUGACGUUGUGACCUACACUACAUUGAUUAGUGGGUUUUGCAAGUGGGGGAAGAUUGAUAAGAGUAAUGAGCUUUUGGAUAGUAUGAUACAGCAAGGACAUGCUCCAAAUCAGACGACUUAUUUGCAUAUCAUGGUUGCUCAUGAGAAGAAGGAACAGCUGGAAGAGUGUAUGGAACUUGUGCAGGAGAUGCGGAAGAUUGGUGUCAUUCCUGAUCUUAGUAUUUACAAUACAGUGAUAAGGUUGGCUUGCAAGUUGGGGGAGGUUAAGGAAGGGGUACGACUUUGGAAUGAAAUGGAAGCAGAUGGACUUGGUCCAGGGCUUGACACUUUUGUCAUAAUGAUUCAUGGGUUUAUUGGGCAAGGUUGUCUAGUUGAAGCUUGUGAGUACUUCAAAGAAAUGGUUGGUAGAGGUCUUCUAUCUGCUCCUCAUUAUGGUACCCUGAAAGAGCUAUUGAAUUCUCUAUUAAGAGCCGAGAAGCUUGAAAUGGCUAAAGAUGUAUGGAGUUGCAUCACAACUAAAGGCUGUGAGCUUAAUGUGUCUUCAUGGACAAUUUGGAUUCAUGCGCUAUUUUCGAAUGGCCAUGUUAAGGAGGCUUGUUCAUACUGUCUGGACAUGAUGGAUGCAGAUUUAAUGCCACAGCCAGAUACUUUUGCUAAACUCAUGCGUGGCUUAAGGAAACUUUAUAACAGGCAGAUUGCAGCUGAGAUAACGGAUAAGGUAAGGAAGAUGGCUGCAGAUAGACAGAUUACUUUCAAGAUGUACAAACGGCGAGGAGAAAGGGACUUGAAAGAAAAAGUUAAGGAGGUAAAGGAUGGGAGGAAAAGGAGGGCUCGCCGACGCCGUUGGGGUGGAGUGCAUGGUAGAGCUAAAAUUUUGUAGUUUGAAUGAGAAAGUUGCUAUGAAAGUAAAUGUCAUUCAGUCGGCAGAUUGUUUGGAGGUGAUAGGUUCUCAGCCAUUAUUUGUGUAAUGCACUCGUCAUGGAAGGGUGCAUAUGAAAUAGAAACUCUAGAUCCCUGCUUGAAGAAAAUGGGAGCAUUCCGUGCACUUAAGCACUUCGCAGUUUUGUGGGACAUUUGCUUAUGCAACCAUGAGGUGCAGAUAGUACCCCAUACUCAAGUCAGAUUCUAACAGCCUACAUUAGUCAUUUUUGUGCUUCUACUUAUCAAACAAUGAAGGAAAAUAAGCAUGUCUUAAAUAAUUAUGCCUCCGACUUGGAUUUUGUUUCGGGACCAGUGGCUAAUCUAUGUUCUUAAGGCUCCUCCUCAAUUAGUCGUGUUGAACAUUCCUUUGCAGCUUGCAUUAUUUGGCAUCUUCUUUACUAAACAUCUGUGAAAAAGUCGACUUCUCUAAACAAAGGUGCAAGCAGACAGCACAAAUGGGAUUGUAGACACAUGGCUCCAUCCCUGAUGCACUAGUUUGCCUUCUACAAAGAGGAAGUAGAUUUUCUUUUUCAAAUCAGUUAGGAAGGUAUAGUGUGUCUGAGGGUGCAUGGAUUAUCAGUUUCUUCUUGUGAAUUCAGAGAGGCUCAUAAAACUUUUCCUGCAUAUUUUAGCGCUUUUCCAGAAAUUGAGUUGGUGAAUGUAAAGCGACAGAAACUAAGUAAUAAUGGCCUUUUGUUGUCAUCUCCAACAAUUCUAUAUUCAUGACGUACUGUCCAAUUCCAACAAUUCUGUAUUCGUAACUGCGUCGAUAUGGUGUAUGCUUGAUGAUACUCCUUCAAUAGGGAUAUUGCAUGACAUUCUUGA
This is a messenger RNA of Alnus glutinosa, 3158 nucleotides long. Its product is annotated as putative pentatricopeptide repeat-containing protein At5g65820. NCBI's taxonomy places the organism in Eukaryota, Viridiplantae, Streptophyta, Magnoliopsida, Fagales, Betulaceae. Bases 268 to 2292 code for a protein of 674 amino acids. The transcript is spliced from 5 exons. The record is from RefSeq and is a predicted model, not a curated record. Gene Ontology annotation, molecular function: protein binding.